GAAUUUCAGUGUCAAUGCUGACUUUUUAUGAUUGUGAAGCACUGGAUGCAAUUCUUUGCAGGAUUUGUGCCACCACUGGGCAUGAAAAGGGUUUUGUCCACAUCUUUCCUUUUACAGAGUGUGUGAUCGAAGUUGAAGGGCGGCGCGUCUCCAGCGGAGAGACCUGGACGGACAGCACAGACAGCUGCGUUUCCUGCACGUGCAACCUGGGUCACAUCGAGUGCCAUAUCCAGGAAUGCAUGCCCUUGUUGUGCCAGGACGGGCUGGAGAAGGUUCAGGUGCCUGGGAAGUGUUGUGCUGAAUGCCAAGAUCCAGGGCACAGCUGCUCUUACCAGGGCCAGACCCUGCAAUCCAAUGACCAUUGGCAGGUGGACGAAUGCACCACCUGCACCUGCCUCUCCGGAGAGGUGCACUGCCGGACUGAACGCUGCCCGCCAACCGCCUGUGCUGCUAAACCAGAAGUGAUGGUGACCCGGAAGGAAGAACAUGAUGGCAUGGAGACCUUGAUCUGUCAUGUCAGGGGCUUCUACCCAAAGGACAUUGACAUUGAUUGGACAAGGGGUGGGGAGGUCUGGCAGCAAGAUGUCUUCCAUGGCCUGGUGUCCCCCAACUCAGAUGGGACUUACUACACUUGGAGGAGCAUCAAGGUGGACCCCAAGGAGAGGGAACACUACAAAUGCCACGUGGAGCACGAUGCGCUUCAGAAUCCUGUGGAUGUGGCCUGGAAAGUGCCUGCCUCCAAAUUGGGGCUCAUCGGGUGUGUCGUGGUGGUUCUCCUCCUUCUGAUAGCUGUGAUUGCUGUGUAUUUCAAAAAACGUCAACACAGAAAAAUGUCAGGUGAGUGUUACCUCCACCGUUGCAUGUUUACUCCAGAUGGGUGA
Anolis sagrei ordinatus is the source of this 881-nucleotide messenger RNA. The record is from RefSeq and is a predicted model, not a curated record. NCBI's taxonomy places the organism in Eukaryota, Metazoa, Chordata, Lepidosauria, Squamata, Anolidae.